CCUUCAAUAGUCAUACAUCCUCGAUGAUCUAUUCGUGCCACAAUUUUACAAUUUUUCUACAAUACAUCCGUACAUGAAUUAUACCCCAAUUAUUUCAUUUCAGAAAAGCUAUGUUAGAGAGUAACCUUACGAAUCGCUCCGUGCGCCUUGCACAGUCGGUGGGGUGCGGGCGUCAUGCGCAAUUCGAAGCUUCUGUCGUUGUCACUGUGGUUUCAUCUUUGCAGCGGUCGGCGUCGCCCGUUUGCUGAAUCGGCACAAGACCCUGAAUAAGUAGCCACGCACGUCGACCACCUGAGAUCGCCGCGUAAAUAAGAACCUGUCGCAGCACCAAGGACCACAUCAGGACAACAAGGAAGUUGCAUCUCGGAGGACCAUGGACCUCGACGACGGGCGGCAUGACGGAGGGCUGUCCACGCCGUCGCUGUCCCCCCUAUCCGGGACACCCGGCGGCGCGUUCGGGAAAUCCCCGGGCGGCCGUGGCGGGCUGUUGCAGAAGAGCGGGGGUGGCCCAGGCGGAUUCGGGGGCGGCGGAGGCUCCUUUGGCGGCGCUGGGGGCGGGGGCGGCAAAUUCGUGCGGGGCGGCAUGCGGCUCGAAGACAUGAUGGAAGAGGAGGAAGAGGAGAAGAAGAAGUCGCGCAACCCCUUCGCCAUGCUCGCGGCCUGCUGCAAGCGGGACGGCGUGUCGGCGCAGGACAAAUUUCUGAAGCAGCAGCGUGCCUACAACUGGCAGCAGGCCGAGGCCGAGAAGACCGCGCGCCGGGAGACCGACAGCAAGACCUUCGACUUUCUCAAGGCAAAAGCUUCCGACGACGACCGGGUGCGGUUUGUCUUGUUCGUGUUCUUUCUGCUGCUAGCCGUCGGGCUGUGCUGCUCCGUCAUGACGCUGCUGUUCGACGCGAUCGAGCACUGGGUGGAGGCGUUCUACCGGAAGUGGCUCCCGACGACCGUCGACGACGCGGCGGGCGGGCUGGGAAAAUGGUACAUGUGCCUCCACAUGAUCUUCGGCUGCGCGGUCUCCGUCGCCUUCACCUCCUACUUUGUGCGCAACUACAUUCCCGAGUGCAGCGGGGCCGGCACGGACGCGGCCAGGAUUGCCAUGGCGAUCGGGUCGCCCAUCGCGCUGCGCAUCGCCUUCUACCGGAUCACCGUCUCGUCGCUCUAUUUAGGGAUGGGAAACCCGUAUUCGUUUUUUUUUUCUGCAUGGGAGAGUUACUGCAAGCAUCAGUGUAGAUUCAUCGUUUACGUGUUUCAGAUAGGUAAUUGAGAAUAUAAAUUCCCGCAACUUGUUACACAAAAGUCUUGCCCUUCAUCACCAUACCCCAUACGCUACAGGCUCGGGAUGGAAGCACCGAUUCUGCACGUGUGCGCGUGCGUGACGAGCUCGGUCGUCGGGUUCGCGGCCGUCAAUUUCCCGAAGUUUGCCACCUACGAGCACUUGCCCACCUGGGUGCUGGUGGGAAUUGCGAGCGGCCUGUCAACUGCGUUUGACGCCCCGCUAGCGGGGAUUACCUACGCCGUCGAGGAGGUGAUGGCCCUACGGAAGAUUGAGCUGGCCGUGUGCCUGAUUGGGGGCGCGGCGUCCGUGGCCACCUAUUUGAACGCGGAGGCCAAGGUGGGGUUCUUCAACAAACUGAUGCACAUCGACCCGGCGCACCCCUACUUGCUGCUGCCCUCGUCCGGCGGGGACGGGGAGGAAGUGCAUUUCGGCCGCAUGUGGUUCCACUCCAUGCUCAUGGGCCUGCUCACCGGCUUCGCGGGGGAGGCUUUCGCUCGGAUCUUGCUGACCGUGCGUCGACGAGUGCGUAGACAAACCCUUUGCUCGCCGCCGAAAUUUGUCGUGCUCCUCAGCGUCAUCAUCGGCAUUCUCGGCAGUACAGGAAUUUUUUUUUUGACAAACAUUUAAUUUAGUGGACCUCAUCUGCGUUUCAGUUUCACAAAAGACACACUGUUGCAGCUCGCAGUCGAGAAAUACAUAUGAUUUUCCCAAGAAAAUCAAAAUCUGACUGAGAUAAUUGCUAUCGCAGCACAACAGAUUCUUGAGCGUACCAUACUACAGCUUUGUCCGCACAUAAUCAAUCUCUUCCACAGGUGUUUGCUACGUGGUGCUGGAUGAUGAUAGCGUGUGGGGCCCGGGGCGCACCGCUUUUCAGAAGAUGCUACUCAUUCCAAGCACGUUUGAAUACGACCAGAAUAUCCGGAAGGACGUGACUCUUCCCUACGACCAGAACCUGAAGCCGCUGAAGGACGUGGAGAGCCUGGGGUUCCACUACUACGCCGGUUUUUUCGUGCUGAAGCUGGCGGCCGUGAUUCUGGCGGCUUCCAGCGGCGGCCCGGGCGGCGCCUUCUACCCAGUGCUGCUGCUGGGCGGAGCGUUCGGGGGCGCCGUGAUGUGCGUGCUGCAGGCGUUCGACGCGCCGGAGAACGCGGGGCUGCACCGCGUGGUCAUCUACCUGGCGAUCUGCGGGCUGUUCACCUCGGUGUUCCGGGUGCCUUUAACGGGGGUGUUCAUCACCUACGAGCUGACCGGCCUGGGCAAGCGCGGGGUGGUGGACCACACGCUGUUCCCGCUGAUGCUCACCUCCCUGGUCUCCUUCCUGGUGUCCACGCGGCUGGAGCCCUGCGAGAUGCAGGAGCGCGUGGAGCUGAUGGACGGGCUGGACGUGGGCAAGCUGUUCGAGCACGGGCUGGCGGGCAUGGUGAACAAGAAGAUGCUGAAGGAGACCCAGGACCAGGUGCGCGCCGCCGAGGAGCAGAGCAACAGCAAGCACGGCGAGCCGGUCACGAGCACGACCAGCAAGAUCGCGCCCAUGCAGCCCUCCUCCUCGCAGGCGCGGAAAAUCUUUUCGUCCACGAGCACGCGGAGCACGCUGAGCAUCGAGUCCAGCAUGUCGAACGGGACCAGCGGCAGCAACAACAGCGGCACGCGCAACCUGGACGCCACGGUGCAGAUGCUGUUUCUGGGGGUGGAGGCCCAGGAGUCGUCGUCCGCGAGCGCCAGUCCGCUCGCCAUGCUGAUGUCCGCUGUGCGGGCCCCGUUCGCGCGCAACCAGGCGGAUCAGGCGGUGUCGCCGGCCGCCACGACGUCCAAGGGCGGCAGUCCGAGCGCCAGCGGCACGGCCAUCGGCGGCAGCAGCGCGGAGGCGCGGAUGGCCGCGGAGCAGCGACGCCAGUUCCUCAAGAAGUUCACGCCGGCCCAGCGCAUCCUGCUGCGGUCGUCCGCGCGCGCGCGGGCCUUCGCGCACCGCCAGACGGGACUCAAGUUCUACCGGCUCGCGAGCGCCGGCGACGUGCGGGGCGUGCACCAGGCGCUGCUGGGCGGGGAGAACACGCUAGACUUGCCCUGGAUCCGGGACCAGUGCGGGGAGUCCCUGCUCUCGCUCUUCAUGAAGAAGGAUCUGCUGAAUGGGUGCGCGAUGCUGCUGCGCCACGCCGGCUGGGACGCCUGCGUCGCGGUGCAGAGCAGUAUCGGCGAGAACCCGCUGGAGGAAAGUAUCCAGAAGGACGACAUCGGCUACUUCCUGGCCUUCGCGGACCCACGGCAGCUCUCGCGCAACUACCUUGAGAAGGGCUACUCCGCGACAACCACAGCGACGGAACUUGUUUCCGCACCAAAUAACUUGUUCCCUCCGUCCGAGCAGGCUGGGGCCGACGCGUCGCCGUCGGCGAUCAUAGGCGGAGCAAGCCCGCUAAGUCGUGGGAGCCUGUCGACCAGUAAAGACUCUUCGGUGACGAGCAGCAAAGAAUCGGUCAGCUCGGCGUCGGCCGUUGCGCAGGUCAACUUAGGGAUACAGCCGGGCGACACGCUGCUGCACCUCGUCGUGCGGCGGCGGAGUCCGGCGGCGAUCGAGCGCGUGCUGGAGGCCUGGCGCAACGCCGGCAGUCUGCAGGCGGCGUUCACACAGAUUCGCAACGACCACGGUACCACCGUGGUCCAGCUCGUGGAGGAAGUGUUCCCGGUCGAAGGCGACCGACCGCUGCGGUUGCGGGAAGCGCUUAGUCAGAUACAGACCGUUGGAACUAGUACCUCCAAUCCGGUCGUAGAUAGCCGACUGCCCACCCGGGACGAAAACGAGCCCCCACCUGGGACGGAGGCAUAGCAAUCGGACAGAAAUCUAGAUAUUUAUAGGUUUUUUCUCUCUACUAGACAAGAAUCUUCAACAUCUUCUUCAUACACUGCUCUCGUGGUCGUGGGGGUUAUUUACAAGAACUGAAAACAUAACGUACACUAGGGGAGGACCAGUUAAGACAGAGUUGCAGAAGUAGAGGACAUUGUCGCACAACAUGGGACCUUGUCGCACAACAUUUUUCGGAGCAAAAUUAUUGCGCCAGCAGACUGUGCCUUCGUGGAUGAAAUUGUUUGGCGCGAAUAUGUAAAUGAUACAAAAGCGAGAUUCUUGGACUGCAACCCAUUUUCAGUUUUUUUGAGGUGAAGGAACGGCUCUGAGUCAGUGACUUACUAUGCUAAUUUUCAGCACAUUCGCGCAGUCUCUACUGCGAAUCGGCUCUUCUUUGUGUCGCAC
This is a messenger RNA of Amoebophrya sp. A120, 4520 nucleotides long. The record is from the annotation of a GenBank genome assembly. NCBI's taxonomy places the organism in Eukaryota, Dinophyceae, Syndiniales, Amoebophryaceae.